This is a messenger RNA of Punica granatum (pomegranate), 1549 nucleotides long. The record is from RefSeq and is a predicted model, not a curated record. NCBI's taxonomy places the organism in Eukaryota, Viridiplantae, Streptophyta, Magnoliopsida, Myrtales, Lythraceae.
AAUCAUCGCAUCCUUCCAUUAUAUAAGAGCACACACUCCCUCCCACUGAAAGAAGAGCGAGUGAGCAAAAUUAGGGGAAGAAACAAAAAAAAACCCAUCAUGGGUUCCAAAGUUGCUCUGUUCUUCUUGCUUGCUGUGUUCGGCUUCUCAGCCCUGUCAGCUGUUUCAGCCGACAAUGGAGAUCAUCAGGAGGACCCUGGGCUGGUGAUGAACUUCUACACGGACAGCUGCCCCCAGGCUGAGGACAUCAUCAAGGAGCAAGUCAGGCUCCUCUACAAGCGCCACAAGAACACCGCCUUCUCCUGGCUCCGCAACCUCUUCCAUGACUGCGCCGUCCAGUCAUGCGAUGCUUCCCUGCUGCUGGACUCAACGAGGAGGGAGCUGUCUGAGAAGGAGCAUGACAGGAGCUUCGGGAUGAGGAACUUCAGGUACCUGGACAACAUCAAAGAAGCGGUUGAAAGGGAGUGCCCCGGAGUCGUCUCUUGCGCCGAUAUCCUCGUCCUGUCUGCCAGGGACGGCGUUGUUGCGCUAGGAGGGCCGUACAUUCCGCUGAAAACAGGGCGAAGGGAUGGGAGGAAGAGCAGGGCAGAGAUAUUGGAAGAUUACCUCCCAGACCACAACGAGAGCAUGUCUGUUGUGCUCGAGAGGUUUGCUGCCAUGGGCAUCGACACCCCUGGAGUCGUUGCUUUGCUAGGUUCGCACAGUGUCGGCCGGACCCACUGUGUGAAGCUGGUUCACCGCCUGUACCCGCAAGUCGACCCAGCCCUGAACCCAGACCACGUGGAGCACAUGCUCUACAAGUGCCCUGACCCGAUCCCUGACCCAAAGGCGGUCCAGUACGUGAGGAAUGACAGAGGGACACCCAUGAUAUUCGACAACAACUACUACAGGAACAUCCUGGACAACAAGGGGCUGCUGAUUGUGGACCAUCAGCUUGCCACCGACAAGAGGACCAAGCCCUACGUGAAGAAGAUGGCGAAGAGCAACGACUACUUCUUCAAGGAGUUCUCGAGGGCCUUCACCAUCCUCUCUGAGAACAACCCUCUCACUGGGACGAAGGGUGAGGUCAGGAAGCAGUGCAACAUGGUGAACAAGCACCACUAGAAGGGCCUAAUCGUCGAUCCUCCCAAGUUUACUACAUAGGGGGAGGUGAAUUAGCGAGUGUUGCCAAGUAGUAAUAAAAGCAUGGUUGGCUUCGGUUUGUGUCCUUGCUAGGGUUUCGAAGUGUAUCCUUUUAAUGGAAAGGUUCGGAGCAGUGGCUUUGGGUGGACCCGAAGUCAUUGUGUAGAUGUAAAUUAAUGGGAAGGGGGGACCAAGGACUUUAAUCAAGUUAAUGGGUACAAUGUGCAAUGGAACUGUUUCUCUUUUGUAGCCUUUUUCCAUUAUUCUACUUUGCUUGUGUUGGCAUGAAGGUGAAGCUGACAAUGUUGUCGGCAAUAAAUUGGUGGAGUUUCCGGAAGAAGAGUUGUAUUUAUAUGGAUGGAUGUAAUGGGAUGGAUGAUGGUGCAUGGUGCGUGGAGGAUAUAAUAUAUAUGCAUGGAUUGUAAUA